CUCGCACUCCCAUCUCUUCGGAUCACCAGUGCAAUCCUUUGUCUGAAAGAUGAACUGCAUCAACAAUGGAACCAUGGCCGCCAUGGCAGCAGCCCUCGCCGCCAACUCCACCAUGUCGUCCGAUAAGACACAGAUGCGCCUCUACCUCGAUAGACUCAAGGCCAUGGUGCCUCAGUGUCCCAAGAACCGCAAGGUGUCCAGACAGGAGCUCAUCGAACACGUCAUCAACUACAUCAGCGACCUCGAGGACACCCUCCAGUCAGACUCGGAUUCAGAGGCCGACAGUCCUCCAGCGAGUCCUACCACUGACUUCAGCUUCAGCGACUCCUUCAACCAGUAUGCCCAAUAUAGUGGCUACGACCAGCAGUCUCAGUUAAGUGGCUACACUCAAGACUCUCAUCUCAGCGGCUACAGUCAGCAGCCCCAGUUCGGAGACUCGUUCAAGCAGCAGCCCCAGUACGGCGGUUACGGAACGCAGCCUCACCAGUACUCCAGCAGCAGUACAGCCAAGAAAACUCCAUGA
Molecule: messenger RNA, 523 nt
Organism: Penaeus vannamei (Pacific white shrimp)
Lineage: Eukaryota; Metazoa; Arthropoda; Malacostraca; Decapoda; Penaeidae
Source: RefSeq, a predicted model, not a curated record